Molecule: messenger RNA, 564 nt
Organism: Carcharodon carcharias (great white shark)
Lineage: Eukaryota; Metazoa; Chordata; Chondrichthyes; Lamniformes; Lamnidae
Gene: rps14
Product: ribosomal protein S14
Exons: 5
Coding region: 63-518 (151 amino acids)
Biological process (GO): maturation of SSU-rRNA from tricistronic rRNA transcript (SSU-rRNA, 5.8S rRNA, LSU-rRNA); translation; ribosomal small subunit assembly
Cellular component (GO): ribosome; cytosolic small ribosomal subunit
Molecular function (GO): small ribosomal subunit rRNA binding; structural constituent of ribosome; mRNA 5'-UTR binding
Source: RefSeq, a predicted model, not a curated record
GUAGGCGCUGUAACCCCUGACCCCACCCUCUUUCCGGCUCUGGCUCUGCUGCGAGCGGCGGAAUGGCUCCUCGUAAGGGUAAGGAAAAGAAGGAGGAGCAGGUGAUUAGCCUGGGACCCCAGGUGGCCGAGGGAGAGAAUGUUUUUGGAGUUUGCCACAUAUUUGCUUCCUUCAACGAUACUUUUGUCCAUGUAACAGACCUGUCCGGCAAGGAAACCAUCUGCCGUGUCACUGGGGGGAUGAAGGUGAAGGCCGACAGAGAUGAGUCCUCCCCGUAUGCUGCCAUGUUGGCUGCUCAGGAUGUGUCUCAGAGGUGCAAGGAGCUGGGCAUCACCGCACUACACAUCAAACUGCGUGCCACUGGAGGCAACAGGACCAAAACCCCUGGACCUGGUGCCCAGUCAGCCCUGAGAGCCCUGGCUCGAUCUGGGAUGAAAAUUGGCCGGAUCGAGGACGUUACCCCCAUUCCGUCAGACAGCACUCGCAGAAAGGGAGGACGCAGAGGUCGUCGCUUGUAACUGUUUUCUGUAUAUGCCGGUAUAACUAAUAAAAGGGUUCUGCUGA